This is a messenger RNA of Lolium perenne, 1320 nucleotides long. The record is from RefSeq and is a predicted model, not a curated record. NCBI's taxonomy places the organism in Eukaryota, Viridiplantae, Streptophyta, Magnoliopsida, Poales, Poaceae.
AUCGAGUCCCCAUUGCCUCCUUCCCCACCCCACCACCGUCGUCGACGAACCCGCCCCACCGUGCGUGCGAACCAAGAUGUCCGUCCGGCAGCCUCGCCGCGCGCUCCGCCACCGCUCCGCGAUGGGACUCCCCGUCGGCAGCCACAUCGUCCCCCACAGUCCCGUAUGCUCCGCCUACCGCCUCUCCUCUCCGCUCCUUUUUUUUUUUCUUUUCAUUCGCGCUAGUAACACCUUGGUCCCGUCCUCCUUGCAUCUUCCCGCCGACGAUGAGCUCGUAUGGGGCAACGGCACCCCUUUGCUGGAGCCCUGCGUCAACCUCCGUGCGCACGCCCCACACCGGGAAGGUCCCAAACCCCAUUCCAUCCCCACAGUUACUCGGUGACCACCAAGCUGUUUCGGUCCUAUCUGCUCCCAUUUCCUCCGUGUGACGAGCUGCCGUGGCUCUGCGCGGCGGGCUCGGCUUCUUCGCGGCGCUCGGCCUGGCUGCCGCAAUCAACGGCAAGGCAUCCCAAGAAGCCAUAUUCUUGCAGACGCCAAUGGUUUAUCCGAAUGGCAACCUUCGGGCGGAGCUCGGCCAUAGGCUGUGGACGGACCGGAGCCUCUCGUCCCUGUUCAUGCCAUAAUGACAUCCUGUGCCUUACGUCGCGAGCUCCAUCUCGACCGACAGUUACAGUAACUCGACGAAUCAAGAGCCGCCCCUUUGAGCAGUUGCUGCACAGAGCAGGUCAGCUUCCCGUGUUUCUGAAUGAAAACGAUGUUACGGGCGCAAUAAUACUGUCGACCUGUGUCAGCUCUUGUGUGUGUUUUGGCUCGGCGUCUGCGGGUCACUGUAUACGUGUACUGGCAUUGGGUUGGUUUCGGAGCUUAGCAGAAGGCUGGGACGCAAGUGGGUUCAUGUAGGAUGAUGAAACCCGCAAAAGCACAAUUGGUUUCUUGCUGCGUUGUAAGCAUACAAAAACACAGCUGGUCCUGGGGAACCCGAUGCGUUGGGUACUUUGGCCAUUUCUCUAUGCGGUUUUGUUCUCUUGCCAUCGGCAGCUUAUGUAACAAACUAACAGCUGUGGUCAUGAAGGGAAGGAUGGAUGGACGGUCAGCCAGUCAUAGGCACAUCAUGCAGAGGAAGCUAAGCUGCUGGACACAUCCAUGGUGUGGGUGUACUGCAGGUUAAUUACGCAGGGCCAGACCCCAACUCAAUCAGACCACCACCUAUUCCUAUGUGCCCACUCUGAUUAGCUUAGGUGUGUUGCACGCUAACUUCCCCUUGGAGUUAACUAGUCACUAAUUGAUGCAUGUUGCAAGGAAAUGUUUUUUCACCAGGCA